UAAAGUAAUGGGGUUUUAGGUCGAAUUACCCUAAAAUGGAAAACAAGCAGAGGAUAGAGAUGGAGAGGGAGCAGCAGAGGCGAGAACAAUCAAAGAAGAUAGAGCAAGAACCGCCGUACUACAUUUCUCCGAUGCAGCCAUUGACGGAAAGUGCUUACGGCGGAGGAAUGUACGGCACGGAGGAGGGAGAUCAGGAAAGCCUGCAGAUCAAGAAAGUACCUGCGAGCCAGACGCAGAGCGCCGAUGGACCAGUCGAAGCGGAAAUGAAGCUGAAGCAUCCGCCUCCGCCGUCAUCAGGCGACAGAGACAUCGAUAUCACCGGGCAAUCGUAUUUCCAGUAGCGUGAAAUUAAAAGCUCGUGAAGGCUGCCCCGAUUGCCUAUUGUGAAUGUGUUUAAUAAUGGCGAUCGAGAGGUAGUUUGUUCCAUGUAAUUUGGUUCGUUUUCUUUACUCGAUUGAUGCGUUUGCUUUUUUUAUGGAUC
Molecule: messenger RNA, 481 nt
Organism: Cucumis melo (muskmelon)
Lineage: Eukaryota; Viridiplantae; Streptophyta; Magnoliopsida; Cucurbitales; Cucurbitaceae
Exons: 1
Coding region: 36-341 (101 amino acids)
Source: RefSeq, a predicted model, not a curated record